CGGAUUUAGUGAAACCAAUUAGGAGAAGCGCGUCCUGCCAUGGCGGAGGUGGUGCUGGAUUCUUGCCCCAGCAGCGACUCAGAGCCGGAGGGACCCCCCAAGAAGCCGCUCCCCAAGCGCCGCCGCCUCUUCCCGGACGCAGCAGUCCUAGCCGUCCCGGUCUACUCCAAUAAGGUUCAGAACAGCCUCCAGCUGUUCCCUGAAUCUCUGAAGCUGCCGGUUCAAGCCCCGCUAGUGUCUUCCAUGCCCCAGGGUGCAUCAGAUGAAGAGGAGGAGGAGGAGGAAGCGGAAGCGGUGACAGUAUCUCCCACAGAGGAAGAAAAAAGAUGUCAACUUUCGCCACCGUCACCAUCCCCUCCGCCUCCACCACGGACACGGAGACAGUGCCACGGAGCCCAAAGUCUUGACCAAAGGCUCAGAAAUCUGAAAUCCACCCUCUCAGCUGCCAAGAAGAGCCUACAGGAUGGAGGUUCAGGUUCUGAUGGGGAUGAUGUCAUCCUGAUUGACUCACCUGAGCCUUCAGAAGCCCAGGAGCUGGUCCUGAAGAUCCGGUGCCGGGCCGAUCUCUACAGAGUUUCCGUUCGGAUGACAGACCGCCUUCAGCGGGUGGUUGAACAUAUGGGACAGACGCUGAAGGUUCAUCCAAGCAGAAUACUACUCCUGCUCCAGGACCGCGAACUUGCACCUGAUGCCACUCCCCGCAGGCUGGGCCUGGGGGUGGCCGAUAUCAUUGAUUGUGUAGUGGAGACGACCAGCAAGGAGGGUGAUGAGGUGGGAAGCUUGCAGCUCCACGUGCAAGGGAAGGACAAGAGCUCCCACAUGGACAUCACGGUCCACAGGAGUGAGCCCUUGCGAACACUGAUGAAUCGCUACCGUCAGGCCCAAGGACUUGGGAGGCGCAAACUGACCUUCUACUUUGACGGGCAGCGUUUGGCAGAAAGCUGGACCCCGGAUGACGUGGGGAUGGAGCGUGGCGACGUCAUUGAAGUAUGGAGCUAGAGAGCCUUCUCUCUUGGGCAGAGAGGCCAUGUCUCUCAUCUUUGGGGUCUCCACCCGGAUCCCAGCUCUGUCAGACUUCAAUCCGUGCUACCUCUUACCUACCCUCAUUUUAACUUUUGUUAUGGGGGGGUGGGGUGGAGGAACAAAGAACAGGAACGUCACUUAGCUACCCCAGGUGUGGGGGAAUUGCCUACAUUUUUUAUCCUGUCUGGGCCACAAGAGGCAAAAGACUGGCAUCUCCUCUCACUUCCUUUCCAUAUCCCGAAUGUUUGGAAGCUGCAAAUGAAAUCGAUUUGUUUAAAUUGACCUAAUAUCACAGCUUGGAUGGGAGUGGUGAGAAACGGGUGUCUGGCACUGGACAAAUCCGCAUUCUGAGGUCCUGAUAAAUCCUGGUUCAGUCAACUGUCGAUUGAUCACGCACCCAAUUGUUUAUGUCAUCUGGACCGUACACAGUCCAGCAAAAAUUUGGUGAUUGGGCUUUCAAAGCAGGGUUUGCAGCCAGGGUGUGCAAACUGUGAUUCACAGAGAGUGACUCCGGAAUUCACACAACAUAGUUAGAAUAAAGUUGUUCCUUGUGGCUGUCCGGUUCUGGCGAGGUUAUCCUCCCUACUGGCAGGAAACAGACAAGCUAGGCUUUAUGCAUAAACUGAGGGUGGUUACUGUUUAUGUGUGGGGACAUAACUGGGGUUUGUUGUGCAAACUACAUUUUGUCAGGACACCUAAAUACGGUUGUCGUGCCCUAUAGGAGUUGGGAGUUGAUUUUUACUGUAGUCUGUGUGGUCUCAGUUGAUAUUUUAAACAUGUCUUUUAAAAAAAAUAUAUAUACAUACUUUUGUAAUAUAUAAAUAAAACUAGAAAAGGAAGAGGGGAAAAUCCACAUUUCUUUAAACAAAUUAGAGAAUGUCAUAAUGAGUGCCAUUGUUGGUCAAAG
Gekko japonicus is the source of this 1930-nucleotide messenger RNA. It is a transcript of the gene NFATC2IP, whose product is annotated as nuclear factor of activated T-cells, cytoplasmic, calcineurin-dependent 2 interacting protein. Gene Ontology annotation, biological process: cytokine production; positive regulation of transcription by RNA polymerase II. The record is from RefSeq and is a predicted model, not a curated record. Gene Ontology annotation, molecular function: protein binding. NCBI's taxonomy places the organism in Eukaryota, Metazoa, Chordata, Lepidosauria, Squamata, Gekkonidae. The transcript has 8 exons. The coding region runs from base 40 to 999 and encodes 319 amino acids.